Messenger RNA from Rhinichthys klamathensis goyatoka, 1710 nucleotides. RefSeq names its product HEXIM P-TEFb complex subunit 1 (gene hexim1). NCBI's taxonomy places the organism in Eukaryota, Metazoa, Chordata, Actinopteri, Cypriniformes, Leuciscidae. Gene Ontology annotation, cellular component: nucleus; cytoplasm; nucleoplasm. Gene Ontology annotation, biological process: negative regulation of transcription by RNA polymerase II; negative regulation of cyclin-dependent protein serine/threonine kinase activity. Gene Ontology annotation, molecular function: cyclin-dependent protein serine/threonine kinase inhibitor activity; 7SK snRNA binding. The transcript is spliced from 2 exons. The coding region runs from base 184 to 1155 and encodes 323 amino acids. The record is from RefSeq and is a predicted model, not a curated record.
GCCCCACAGUUCCCCGUAGCAGAAGCGAAUUGGAGUUUGCAUUGGAGGGAAAUGUUCUCGUACCCAUCGAGAAACCAAGUCAAUAGUAGAGGCAGAGGGAACGAAAAGAGUUAACAUUAACAGUCUUAGGUAGCAUAAUAACUCAAAUACGAGAUUUGAGUUGAACGGUGGGAGUGUACAGUUAUGGAGCUUAUUAAAGAAGAAACUGUACCGGAGGAUGACAGCAGAGGGCGGCAGAGAGAUGGUUUGACAAGUGUCGUCCCCCCGAAACAAGUGCAAAGAAAUCAACUGGAGAUCUGUCCGGGUCUGGUGUCUGGAGAUGUACAUCCUAUUUGCCGCGGCCGGGAUAGGAGCGAUCCGGAGCCCAAGGCUGGCGACGCAGCAAGUGACGACGGGUUUCCUGUGAACAAAACAAGUAAUAAGAGAGACUCUGAUUGCACGAGUCUAAACACAGAGGGGCUGUCAGAUGGCCGCCAGGGCAAGAAGAAACACAGACGGCGACCCUCCAAAAAAAAGCGCCGCUGGAAGCCUUACUUCAAAUUAACCUGGGAGGAAAAGAAAGAGUUGGAUGAACGCGAGACUGCGCGGGCGUCGCGGGUGCGUGCCGAAAUGUUCGCCAAAGGUCUCCCCGUCGCCCCAUACAACACCACCCAGUUCCUGAUGGAGGAACACGACCGAGAAGAACCUGACCUCAACACGGAGCUGGUCGGCCGAAAAACCGGGGUGAUCCGCUCCGAUGACACGGCCAGUGAGGAUGAGAAUUUCGAGGCCGAAGAGGAAGACGAGGAGGAAGGGGCCGGCGGCGGCGAAGGGAGCGACGGAAUGGGCAGACCCGGGCACGCAGGCGGGGAGUUUUUGCAGAGAGACUUCUCUGAGACCUAUGAGAGGUACCACGUCGAGACUCUCCAAAAUAUGUCCAAACAAGAACUGGUUAGGGAAUACCUGGAGCUGGAGAAGUGCAUGUCGCGGUUAGAGGAGGAGAACAACUGGCUUCGCCACGUCCGGAGAAAUCCCGAGUCCCCAGCUGACGGCACUGGCGCUCAGCGCGUGCGGGAGCUGGAGAUUGAGGUGGAGAGACUGAGAGCCGAGAACGAGUUAUUACUCAAAACCCCCAAAAGUAAAGGGCCAGGACUCAACCUGUCUCAGUCGAGCUGAAUCGAUGUUUCAUUUCCGUUUUACAAGUCAAAUCGUUUCAUUGUAUUGGUGUAAACAACAUCUCUAUGGUAGCUAAUACCCUCUCAGCCUAUGCCAUCUGAAAGUAAUGUUUUUCUGACACAAAAUUGUAUUAAAAUCUUUCGUGCGGACCCACAUAUUUGGUCAGUAAUGUAUGUUAGUCGUUUGUACGAUUAAAUUGACUUAAAGAAUAGCUUGCAAUGAUUUUCAUGUUAUGUAAAAGAUGUUAAAAAAAAAGAAAAGGAAAAAAAAGGCCAGAAACCGACUACUCUUAUUUUUUUUUGCCAUGACGUCACAAUCACAUCUCGGCUAAUUUCGGGUGUUUUGUUAGUUUACCAUAAUUAUUGGAUGUUUGAAAGCGCAACAUCCAAUUCAGAAACAGCGUAAACAUGCAGCGUUUCAGAUUCAUAUUUAAUCUCGCAUAUGAUUCAGAGUGUUAAUGCAUGACAAGACAGUAUGUUGUAAACAGUGGAAAACCGUUAAUGGUGUUUUGCCCAAAUAUAUUGUCGAUUAAAUUAUUUCACGUUUUAGUUCUAA